Messenger RNA from Fusarium odoratissimum NRRL 54006, 291 nucleotides. Its product is annotated as molybdopterin synthase sulfur carrier subunit. Gene Ontology annotation, cellular component: cytosol. The transcript has a single exon. NCBI's taxonomy places the organism in Eukaryota, Fungi, Ascomycota, Sordariomycetes, Hypocreales, Nectriaceae. Bases 1 to 291 code for a protein of 96 amino acids. Gene Ontology annotation, biological process: Mo-molybdopterin cofactor biosynthetic process. The record is from RefSeq and is a predicted model, not a curated record.
AUGUCUUCGGUCCCUAAGCCUCCAACCGGACAUUUCAAUGUUCUUUACUUUGCCAGUGCUAGCUCUUUCACUGGUAAGGACUAUGAAGCUUUGCCGGCCACGAUGCCGCUCAACAAGCUCUUCGCCGAGCUCGAGUCCAAGUAUCCUGGCAUGAAAGCCAAGAUCCUCGAUUCCUGCCUAGUCACUGUCAACCUUGAUUAUGUAGACUCGCCUAGUGAGGAGGGUGCUUCAGACACAGUGAUCCAGGAAGCAGACGAAGUGGCUAUUAUCCCUCCCGUCAGCUCCGGUUGA